This is a messenger RNA of Prosopis cineraria, 1954 nucleotides long. RefSeq names its product tubby-like F-box protein 2. The transcript is spliced from 5 exons. NCBI's taxonomy places the organism in Eukaryota, Viridiplantae, Streptophyta, Magnoliopsida, Fabales, Fabaceae. Gene Ontology annotation, molecular function: protein binding. The record is from RefSeq and is a predicted model, not a curated record. Bases 526 to 1758 code for a protein of 410 amino acids.
AGAUGGCCAAAAGAUAAAGAACUGGAUCCGAUUUAAGCGACCUAUUGCCAUCUCAGUUCGUGGUGUCGGGGUGCUGUUUUCGGCCGUCGCUGUCGCCGUCCGCGACGGAUCAAGCUCCAUGGGUACUUGAUCCUUUUCUUCCAUUCUCUGAGACCAUGGUCCCCUUUUCUGGGUUUCCGUCGUGUUUCUCCCUUUUCUUUUGUGGAUCCGGACUCUACCGCCUUCCAUUUUGAUCUCCCACGCGCCCGCUUGAACAUUCUCUUCGAUUUGCCUCUUUCUUGCCCUUCCCUUCAAUUCUUUCGGAGUUAGUGCAGGCAAUUGGCUAACCAGCUAAAGAUAUGGUUUCAGUGCAUUGAACCUACAGCUGAGUCUGCGUGCAGUGCAUCUCUGUUAUGUUUAGCAUUUCUAUUUCUUAUAGUAACUGAGGAAGAGCUGUGUCCUCAAUCCCAGAAUAGAGAAGCAUUCCAAUUCUGUUUCUGUUGGUGCAGUUUUGUGUUGAAAGGGAAAUUGAUAUGCUGUGAAAACAUGUCAUUGAAAUGCUUAGUUCGUGAACUUAAGGAAAUGAGAGAUGGAAUGAGCAACAUGCCAAGGCGAGGUGCAGAAUGUGCGCAAUGGCAUAGUCGAAAAGCAAAGUCACACAUUGUUCCAGAUGUCACCCUACCUCCAGUUGAUCCUAUUCAACAAGGGCAGUGGGCGAAUCUACCUCCAGAACUGCUUUUGGACAUUAUUCGGAGGGUCGAAGGGAGUGAGACAACAUGGCCUGCACGGGCUGUCGUCGUUUCCUGUUCUUCAGUAUGUAAAUCAUGGAGAGCCAUUACAAAGGAAAUUGUCAAGACUCCUGAGCAAUGUGGAAGGCUCACAUUUCCUGUCUCAGUGAAACAGCCGGGUCCUCGUGAUGCACCAAUUCAGUGCUUUAUCAGGAGGAACAGAGAAACUUCUACAUUCUUCUUGUAUUUUGGUCUAGUGCCAUCGGAAAAUGAGAGAGCCAAGUUGUUAUUAGCUGCAAAAAAGAUAAGAAAACCAACAGCCACAGAGUUUGUUAUAUCCUUUGUUGCAGAUGAUUUUUCUCGGGCCAGCAGCACAUACCUUGGUAAACUGAGGUCCAAUUUUUUGGGAACCAAGUUUGCCAUAUAUGAUAGCCAACCUCCAUACAAAGCUAGCAUUCAAGCGAAUAAUCAUUCCAGUAGUAAAUUCCACCCAAAGCAGGCAUCUUCCAGAGUACCCACACGUAAAUAUAAUGUUGCCGCCAUUAGUUAUGAACUAAAUGUUCUUCGCACAAGAGGUCCGAGAAGAAUGCACUGCAUUUUGAGCUCCAUACCUAUCUCAGCUAUUCAGGAAGGUGGCAGUGCCCCAACUCCAACAACUCUUACGCAAUUUUCUUCCUCGCCAGCACUGAAAGGAAAAGAUUCAACUACAGAUUUAAACUCUGCAAACUUGUUAGAUCCACUGGCAUCAAGUCAGGGCUCGGUCGAGCCUCUCGUUCUUAAAAACAAGGCUCCCAGAUGGCAUGAGCAACUGCAGUGCUGGUGCCUAAAUUUCAAGGGCCGUGUCACGGUGGCUUCUGUGAAGAAUUUCCAGCUUUGUGCUGCUGUUGAUCCCUCUCAUGACGUUCCGGCUGCAGAACAAGAGAAGGUGAUCUUGCAGUUUGGGAAGAUUGGGAAAGACAUUUUCACCAUGGACUACCGAUAUCCUCUCUCAGCUUUUCAAGCCUUUGCCAUAUGCUUGAGCAGCUUCGAUACUAAACCGGCUUGUGAAUGACGUCAAGUUGCUGGAGAUUGUAAUAUUAUGCUUAUCACAGUCACAUUCAUUGCAACAUGCAGCUGACAAUAUGAUCUGUGCAGUCAUUGGCAUUUUUUCCUUUCGUUAGCUGUUGGCUGUGAAUUUAACCUGUAUCAAAUGUCUUAAUAGUUCUACCACUACGAAUAUUAAUAUCAAUGAAUUUUGGUGAAUCUUA